Symbiodinium sp. CCMP2592 is the source of this 1692-nucleotide messenger RNA. Lineage: Eukaryota; Dinophyceae; Suessiales; Symbiodiniaceae. The record is from the annotation of a GenBank genome assembly.
AUGUCUCCGGCGCUUCGGCAUGGAAUUCGAGCCUACACCACGUUGCAGGCCACCGCCUUACACGAGUCAGUUCCCCCAGACCGCUGGUGCAUCACCCGGGCAGACCUAAAGUACCUGGGCGAGGAGGUGUGGAAGGCUAUCCUAAGUGGGGAGAUCCAGCAGCCAGAUGAUGGUAGUGACGAUUUUCAGGUCCUUGACACCACGUAUGGUCCAAGCAUCUACACAGUGAACAAGCAGCACAUCAUGCCUGUGACGGAGAAAUAUGGUAAAGUGAGCUGGGCGUUGUUGCUACAUCCGGAUGGUUUGGAUUGUGACAUCUUCAUCAGCCAUGCAUGGCAGGAGGGUGUGUUCGAGUUUCUCUCGAAGGUCCUGCAUUCUUGGCCUGUGGAUGCGCGACAUGCCUGGUGCUGCAUGCUCGCCAACCCUCAGAAUUUGGACAUCGGUUCCUUGCUGCAGUCUCCGAUCAGCUCGCCGUUUGCGCUGGCACUCAAAGCCUCAAAGUACGUUCUUGUGGUGCCAAAUCACCGCGGCAGCAUCUACACCAGGUUGUGGUGUGGCUACGAAGCUUACCGGGCCCAAGAGGAGGGCAGGACCAUCAUCCUUGCCCGAGCAUCAAACCACCAGCAGCUUGCCUUCGCCCUGUUGCAGGUGUUUCUGGCAGGACUGGUCGGCCUUCUAUCAGGCUGGAUGUUACUCAGCUACAGCGGGUGGCAAGUGCCGCUGCUACUGUCCGUUGCCGUGGGCGCGGUGUCCAUCAGUGCCACUAUUAACCAUGACAUCUCCCGCAAAGCCCUGAACUUGAUCGGUGCUUUGACCUGCGGCAUUAUCUGCGCCAACUGGAGAACGCUGUCAUCCACAUGCUUGUACUCCUCAGCCUCCUUGCCGUUCGUAGGACAGCGGCAACGUGUCAUCAGCACCCUGAGCUUUUUCCUGAGCGUGUUCUUGGAGGUUGACCGUGCCAACGGAAAAGCUCGAAUGGGCGAGGCCCGUCAGCUAAGCCAUGGAUAUGAAGGCAUUCGACAUGCAAGAUGUUCGCAACAAGCCGAUGCCGACCGGAUCUUCCAAGAAAUUGGGAAGAGGAUCGAAGAGGUGGACCACGCCAUCCACGUACUCCUUCUUGCAGGCAUGUCCUCUGCAACACUUCGGGAGAUGUCGCGAAGAGGCUUCGACAUUCGCGACGCAGGCUACGCCGAAAUUGCCGUGCCCUGUGCGGCAAUGGUGCCAGGAGGCCUAUUGACUCUUUGGACACUCACAAUCGAGAUUAUGAACGAGAACGGCUUGUUUCCAGCUUGGACUGUAUUGCUUCUGACUCGGAUCGCGAUUCUUGUUGUCUUAUGGUUUAGCCCUAGGGACGAGAGGUGUUUCAUCUUGAAGAUGAUGGCAAAAGUUCUCGCCCUCUACUUUGGCCUUGCUUGCCCACUGCUUCUGGUGUGGCAGUACUUUGAUGGCGCAAGUCCAUCCUGCACGGCACCUCCAUCAUGGACGGCCUUGGCCUUGACGGUCUAUUUGUUCAUCCUCGGGCUCGCUAGCCUGGGCAUGCGCCGGCUCGCUGAUCUUCCCUUCUGCGGGCCCUGCCUGCUGCAACUCAUCCUCGCUCGAGGCCGCCGUGUCUUCUCUGGUGCCAUCCAACCGGACUCCCAGUUCGCGAGUGACACGGACCCGUCCGACUCUUCUGACGACUCGUCGCGCUAG